AAAAAAAGUAAAUAUUGGAAAAUUCUUAAAAAAAUUUCUUUUUCACUGAUUUUUCUUAAGAUUUCCACAGAUUUUCUUAAUUUUUCGUCAUGUUAGCGACCUCGGUCUCCCUGAUCAAGUCAAAAUUCGUGCCGUCGUACCUCCAAACAUGCUUUCGGGCCAUCAGCACUUCACAAAGUCUCGCAAAAGCUGAAGAUCGGAAACAGAUGAUGCGGUCCCUGCCGAAGCCCGAUGAGGGUAUUCAAGGAGCUGAGACUGUUGACAUCGAUCAUGUCAUUACAAAGGAUUCGCUUUUCCCGGAUGAGGACACGCCAAAUCGCCUUUUUAAUGGAGUUCCGUACAAAGAUACGUCGAUUUGCAAUAUAAAGGUGUCGAAAAAUAAUACAAUUAUCACCGUUUGUGAUAGCAAAGGCAAGCCGAACAUCAUUAGGUCGUGUGGCGUUGAAGGAUUUAAGCAUGCGAGGAAGGGAACGAAUAUUGCGGCACAGGCGACGGCAAUUACGAUUGCUCAAAAAGCGUAUGAACGUGGAAUAAAGCAAGUUCGAGUGACGAUUAGCGGAAUGGGACCCGGAAGAAUGUCCGCUAUCAAAGGUCUCACAAUGGGAGGAUUGAACGUAAUUUCGGUAACGGACACCACUCCGGUAUCUUGGAAUCCACCGAGGCCCCGCAAAGUCCGUCGUUUGUAAUUAUUUCUGCCCUUAAUAGUUAAAAAAAUUAAAUAAAAAAUCUUGAAAAAAA
Molecule: messenger RNA, 738 nt
Organism: Culicoides brevitarsis
Lineage: Eukaryota; Metazoa; Arthropoda; Insecta; Diptera; Ceratopogonidae
Gene: mRpS11
Product: small ribosomal subunit protein uS11m
Exons: 4
Coding region: 90-686 (198 amino acids)
Biological process (GO): mitochondrial translation
Cellular component (GO): mitochondrial small ribosomal subunit; ribosome
Molecular function (GO): structural constituent of ribosome
Source: RefSeq, a predicted model, not a curated record